UAAUCAGACUCCAGGAGUUAAUUAUGGCUCCAUCCAGGUAUAACAUCAGGCUGAAGAUCCGACAGCUUCCUCUGGACACCACGGACACCAGACCUCUGCUCAAAGAGAUGAAAAGGAGCAGAGAGUUUCGCAUUAUCUUCGACUGCAGCCACAUAAUGGCUGCCCAGAUCCUCAAACAAGCCCAGAUGAUGGGGAUGAUGACAGAGUACUAUCACUACAUCUUCACCACUUUGGAUCUCAUGGCCAUAAACCUAGAGCCGUACCGCUUCUGCGGUGUAAAUAUGACUGGCUUCCGCAUCCUAAACGUGGACAAUCCUCAGGUUGCCUCCAUUGUGGAGAAGUGGUCCCUUGAGAGGCAGAUUCCCCCAAAACCUGACUCCGGUAUCCUGGAAGGGAUCAUGACGACAGAUGCUGCUCUGACGUACGACGCAGUCCACAUCGUGUCGGUUUCUUACCAGCAUGCGCCGCAGAUGACUGUCAACUCAUUGCAGUGUCAUCGCCACAAACCCUGGAGGUUCGGAGGACGCUUCAUGAGUUUCAUUAAAGAG
Molecule: messenger RNA, 548 nt
Organism: Sinocyclocheilus grahami
Lineage: Eukaryota; Metazoa; Chordata; Actinopteri; Cypriniformes; Cyprinidae
Product: glutamate receptor ionotropic, kainate 3
Exons: 4
Source: RefSeq, a predicted model, not a curated record